Molecule: messenger RNA, 5939 nt
Organism: Cucurbita maxima (winter squash)
Lineage: Eukaryota; Viridiplantae; Streptophyta; Magnoliopsida; Cucurbitales; Cucurbitaceae
Product: DDT domain-containing protein PTM-like
Exons: 9
Coding region: 401-5443 (1680 amino acids)
Source: RefSeq, a predicted model, not a curated record
CCUAAUUAAAUCUUUUGGGUGGGUCUCCUUACCGCCCCCUCUCUCUUCUCUCGAGAGGUCCCAGAGCCAUUACCAAUGGCGGUUAUGAAACCCUAGUACCAACAUUGUUCUAUCGUUUGCUCUCAAGCCAUCAGUUUAUCUAAUGCAUUAUUUCUUGUUUUCCGAAACGUAAGGAUUGAAAAUCUGAAUUUACUCCUCGAACCUUGGAACUUCUCGAAUCUGCAAAGCCCACUUAUCGUUCGUUCGUCGAAUGUGAGUUUGUUCAGUUUUUUGCAGGUCUUUCUUAAUUCUUCCUGGAUUUGAAUGACUCUCCAAUGCAAUAUUCCUGUUGGAGACAGUUUUUGAAACCCUAGAUAUUUCUGGAUUUAGGUUUCGAUUUUUGUUUUUGUUGAAUACUUCAAUGGAACCUACGGUAGUAAGAUCGAGGGGUCGACCGAGGAAAAGGAGAAACAAUGACCUUCAAGACGGUAAUGAUGAUGCAAAUUCGGCUCUUGAAUCGUGCAAGCGGACUCUUGUAUCGCGCCCCGUGGCCUUAGUGGGACGAUAUCUGCUGAAAGAGUUCAAGGGCAGUGGAAAGUUUCUUGGAAAAGUAGUAUAUUACGAGGAAGGACUAUACAGAGUAGUCUACGAGGAUGGCGACAGUGAGGAUUUAGAGAGUGGGGAAAUUCGGGGGUUGCUAAUUGGCGAUCCUUAUUUUGACAAUGGGUUGAGUAAGAGAAAGAAGCGUUUGGAUGACUUAGCAGUUAGGUUUAAUGCGAAGAGGACAAAGGUGACGGGGAAGAACAUGACGAAAACCACUGAAAAAUUGAAUUCUGUUGCAUCUGCACCGAGCAAGUUAAGGUGUGAGCAUAUAAUUGAAAAUGAUGCUGGAGAAGUAGAAGCUGUCGUCGAUUCUUCCAGUGAUUCACUCCAGUCCGUUCGGGACUGGGAUUGUGAAUUUGAAGAUGAAAAUCUGCUUAUCCCAGCACCAGAGUUUCCGCCAUCCUCUGGAACCAUUGGGGUCCAAGAAGAGCACGUUUCACAUCUUUUAUCAGUCUAUGGUUUCCUACGCUCAUUUAGUUCUCGCUUAUUCCUGUUUCCAUUCAGUUUGGAUGAUUUUGUGGGAUCACUUAAUUGUGAUGUAGCUAACACAUUGUUGGACUCCAUUCAUGUUGCUCUGAUGCGUGCCUUACGCCGGCAUCUGGAAGGUCUUUCUUCAGAUGGCUUAGAAAUCGCGUCCAAAUGCUUAAGGCACUUUAAUUGGAACUUACUAGAUUCUCUUACUUGGCCUGUUUAUUUGGUCCAAUAUCUAAUUGUUAUGGGACAUGCAAAAGGGCUGGAAUGGAAUGGAUUUUACAAGCAUGCUUUAGGCAAUGAAUAUUACUCCAUUCCUGCUGGUCGAAAGCUUAUGGUUCUACAAAUUCUUUGUGAUGAAAUAUUGGUGUCUGGAGAGCUUAGAGCAGAAAUUGACACGCGUGAGGUAUCCGAAGUUGGACUGGAUUAUGAUGCUGGAGCUACAUGUCUGUCUGAAAAUGGGCCUAGGAGGGUUCAUCCCAGAUACCCCAAAACUUCUGCUUGCAAGGAUGGGAAAGCUAUGGAGAUUAUUGUAGAGAAUAAUGAGGCGAAGUCUUAUACAGACCAAAAUUUUUUGGGUUUAAAAGGUGGUACUAAUGGUGACUUGGAUGCCACUGCUGUUGAUGCGAACAGAAACAGUGAUGAGUGUCGACUCUGUGAGAUGGAUGGGAGUUUGCUAUGUUGUGAUGGGUGCCCAUCAGCAUACCAUUUGAGAUGUAUAGGCAUGGUGAAGAUACUUAUACCUCAAGGGCCAUGGUAUUGUCCCGAAUGCAGUAUAGAUAAGAGAGAAACAACUAUAACAAAGGGAUCAUCACUCAGAGGAGCAGAAGUUUUUGGCACUGAUCCACAUGGGCACAUUUUCUUGGGUAGUUGCAACCACUUGGUGGUGCUCAAGACUUCUAUCAACUCUGAACCAUGUCUCAAAUAUUAUAAUCAAAAUGACAUUCUAAAUGUACUUCAUGUUCUUUGUUCUUCCUCCCAAUAUAUUGCUACAUACUAUGGCAUCUGUAAGGCCAUUAUGCAAUAUUGGGACAUCCCAGAAAAUCUCCUAAUUCUUCCUGAAACAAGUGGAAUUGAUAUACUUCCUGCAAAUCUGAGGAAAGAUGCCAGCUUCUAUGCUGGAUCACGUUCUUCUGGUGAAGAAGAACAUAAGGAGCUUGAUGUGGUUGAGAAUGGAAAAAACUUGGCUACAUGCAAAAGUGAAGAAGGCACCUUGCACGUGGAAAUUUCAAGGAACCCGCUUGCAAUUCCAACUAAUUAUGGAACAAUGUCAGCUGAGUAUGUAGGAAAAAACGUGCUAAGAAAUGGCAUUAAUGUGGACUCUCUUUCUUCUAAUUGUUCAAUUAGCAGGCCAGAGAAUUCAACUGACUUAGCUUGCCUAGAUAUGGUUGGUAUUUCCAGCACAACAGGCAUUUCAAGUACUUCAGCAAACAAAAUUUUUAGUCAUACUGGGAGUGCCAAUGCCUCAAUUUCAUUGAAUCUGUCUCAUCAAAGCCAAAAUGGUCUUUUGGGUCACGGAAGUGUGAAGGGUGAUGUCAAGUCGGCUAUUAGUUAUGUUUAUAUGGGCUCCCAAUAUAAGCCUCAGGCAUAUGUGAAUCACUAUGUCCACGGUGAAUUUGCUGCAUUAGCUGCUCAUAAACUGGAUGUUCUGUCAUCAGAAGAAACUCGGGUUUUUGGAACUCAGGCAUCUGAUAGUAAGAGAAAUAGUUCUGCUUCUUCACAUGCUUUAUUGCAAGCAAAGGCAUUUUCAUUAACAGCCUCACGCUUCUUCUUGCCGAUACUUGACAAGAAGCUUGUGGAGGUACCAAGGGAGAGGUGCGGUUGGUGUCUGUCAUGCAGAGCCUCUGUCUUAAGCAAGAAAUGUUUGUUGAAUCAUGCUUCAUUGACUGCUACCAGAAGUGCUAUGAAAAUCCUUUCUAGCCUCUGCCUUGGGAAGAAUGGAGAAGGAAAUCUAUCUUGCAUAGCAGUGUACAUCCUGUAUAUGGAGGAAAGUUUAAGGGGUCUUGUUGGUGGUCCAUUCUCGUAUGCAAGUUAUAGAAAAAAAUGGCGUCAUCAAUUAGAAUCAGCUUCAAGUUGCAGUUUAAUCAAAUUUCUCUUGCUUGAACUUGAAGAAAACAUUCCCAGUAUUGCUCUUUCUGGUAACUGGUUUAAGCCGGUAGAUGAUUGGUUUUUAGAAACUUCUAAGAUUCAAAAUGUUCCGAGUACUGUUGGUUCAACAGUUCGCAAACGUGGACCUGGGAGGAGAGGUAGUAAACAGUCUGUAUCUGAAGUUCCUUCUCAUGAUCGUCGUGAUGCCAAUUUUUUAUGGUUUCGAGGAGGGCUAUCAAAACUCAUAUUCCAGAGAGCAGCAUUGCCUCGAUUUGUUGUUGCUAAAGCAGCUCGCCAAGGUGGCUCAAAGAAGAUUUCUAGUAUAUAUUACACUGAUGGUUCCAAGAUUCCUAGAAGGAGCAGACAGCUUGUGUGGAGAGCUGCUGUUGAAGCGAGUAAGAAUGUAUCACAACUUGCUCUUCAGGUGAGGAUCCUGGACUUUCAUUUGAGAUGGAAUGAUCUAGUUCGUCCGGAACAAACCCCUCAGGACAUGAAAGGUCAAGAUAUUGAAGCUUCUGUCUUCCGAAAUGCUAGUAUUAGUGACAAGAGAGUUGUGGAAAAUAAGAUUACGUAUGGAGUUGCAUUUGGGAGUCAAAAACAUCUUCCUUCUCGUGUUAUGAAGAACGUCAUUGAAAUAGAACAGAAGCAAGAUGGAAGAGUUGCAUAUUGGUUUUCGGAAAAUUGCAUCCCUUUAUACCUGGUCAAAGAGCACGGGGAAGGUUCUUUUCAAGUUAAUUUGUCAUCACCCGAGGUAUACCAAAAUCUUCGAUACCAAUCACGAAGAAGGGUGGUGAAAUCCUACCAGAGAGAGAUAUUUUUCUAUCUCACAUGUAGACGAGACAAUAUGGGCUUGUUAUCAUGUUCAUCGUGUCAAAUGGAAGUUCUUAUUAGGAAUGCAGUGAACUGCAGCUCUUGCCGAGGCUAUUGCCACGUCAAUUGUACCGUGAGAUUAACAAUUUCUGCCACCAAGGAUGUUGCAUGCCCAAUCACAUGCAAGCUGUGUUGCCAUCUCAAAUCUCUUAAUCAUAGUGGAAACAGUACUGAAUCACCAACCAGUCCAUUACCCUUGCAAGGCAUAGAACAUCGGAGUUCGUCAACUGCAUGCAAGAGUGUAAGGCCUAAAGGCUCCAAUCAGCCAUCAGCCACUUCACACAAGCUGGACACUCUAUCUGCGAAGAAACAAGCUACUCCUGUAUCUAGUUCGGCUCUUCGGAGCCGGCUGAGGAAUUCUUCCUGGGGUAUUAUAUGGAAGAAGAAGAGCGGUGAAGACACGGGUGCUGAUUUCAGGCACAAUUAUCUUCUUUUAAAGGGCGGCCAGGAAUUGCAUCAUGUGGAACCCGUAUGCCACUUAUGUAGCAAGCCUUAUAGGUCCGAUUUAAUGUACAUCUGCUGCGAGACUUGUAGAAAUUGGUACCACGCAGAAGCUGUUGCACUUGAUGAAUCAAAAAUCUUUGAUGUGGUGGGCUACAAGUGUUGUAGGUGUCGUCGGAUUAAAUCACCCGAUUGUCCUUACAUGUAUUUGAAACCUGAGAAACAAGAGGCGGGCAAGAAAACACGUGCAAAGUUGUCGAAGCAGGAAAAUUCAGGAGUGGUCUGUGAUGAUUUGACCAUUUUUAAGAAGCUUGAGACGAGUAGUUCUUUGUUGACCGAGGAAGAAGAUCCUUCCAUUUUCUCUCUUUCAAGAGUUGAUCUAAUUACUGAACCCAAUUCUGGAUUAGAUGACUGGAACCCAGGAGCAUCUGGACAGCCAGCACCACAAAAGCUACCUGUUAGGAGGCAGGCAAAACAGGAAGAUGAUGUCGAUGGUUUUUCCGAGAGUUCUUUACCCCAUUUUCUACCGCAUGACGCACUCUUGAAGCCAAUAGAGAAAUUUUCAACCUUCUCGAAAUGGGACAAUGCUGCUCAUGGUCCGGACGAGGCGGCAGCGUUGGACUUGGACAGUCUUAAUUUUGAGGACAUGGAUUUUGAACCUCAGACCUACUUCUCUUUUACAGAAUUACUAGCACCCAACGGUGGUGCAGAGUUUGGAGGAAUAGAUCCAUCUCGAGAUGCCUCAGCAGUUAUGGGCAAUUCCUUUUCAAUUGUAGAUCCUGAUAUCCUCAAUCACGGUUCUAAUGAGAAACAAGAACCCAUGGUACCUAUACCUACUGUGAACUGUCAAAUCUGUACAAAUUCAGACCCGGUCCCCAAUCUCCUUUGCCAAGUAUGUGGACUACAAAUACACGGUCAUUGUUCGCCCUGGGACAAUGCAUUGACUAUUGAGGAGAAAUGGUCUUGUGGCCGUUGCCGGGAGUGGCAGUAACUAGUUCGUCAUCUUUAGAGUUUUUUGUGUUGUUUUGUCGCUUCUGGUUCUGGGGUUCCAUCGGGCAAGUAGCUGCCAAUCGAACAAGCUAUCUAACAACAAAGAAGCAAUGCUUGUAAAUCAACGUAAAUACUUAGGACCUAUUCUUGUUGAGCCAGACUGUUGAAGAUUCUCCAGUACGCUGGCUGCCAUGCCGAGGCUGUUCAUGGAAGUUUUGUGUUGACAGAUGACGGUUACAUGGCUUGACGUUGAGCUUUAACAUUCUCUACCAGUUCUAUGUCCCAUUUUUCAAAUUUCCCAUGUCUUUUAGUUAUCUAACCAAUUUUCUUCCUCGGCUAAUUUUUUUGGAAUACCUGAAUCAGCUUAUUAUUUAUCUGGUGAGAUAAGCACGAUUUUAUGUGCUUUAUCUGAUUGAAUUGCCUGUACAAAUUGUGAUGGCCGACCGCUGUCACUUUCAAAUUCAAGGAUUGCUAAUGCCAAAAGCUUUCAUUCUUAA